GGUUUAUAUUAACCUUUUUGUUUCGCUUUUGUUCUUUGUCAGCUUUGUGGCUUUGUCGUAGAGGUUGGUUGCGUUGCUGAUAGCUGUGCCCGGCUGUGCCACACCUGUGCUUGCUGUGUUUUGUCGGCGGUGUUCAGCGAUGGAGAAUCUAUCCAAACGGCGCUAGAUGGAAUCCCGGCGGAGCUCCGUGAUCAUCCCGCUCCGACAUGUGGAGCAAAAGCUAUCAUGGGACUGUGGCGUCUCUUGCGUGGCCAUGCUCUUGGCGACCGACCGAGAACGUCGAGACUUCCUCGCCAACCGGGACCGCAUAUCGCAGGAAGAAGGCUUCGGCGCGAGCACUUGGACCAUAGACCUGUGCUACCUGCUCCGGCGGUACGGCAUCGACCACGUCUACACGACGGUCACACUGGGCGUCAACCCCAAAUACAAGAACGAGCUCUACUACAAGCUCUCGCUGCUAAGAGACCACCAGCGCGUCGAAGACCGCUUCAGGGAGGCGUCCUCGCGCGGCGUAAUCGUCGAGCGCAGGUCGGUGACCCUCCUCGACAUCUUAGAACACUUGUCUCGCGGCAGUCCGAUAAUCGUGCUGGUUGACCAGGGACUCUUGUUCUGCGACGCGUGCCAGGCCAGCAACCGCAUCGUCGCCAAGGUGUCCGGCAUGCUGGGCAAGUGCUUUCCUUUCCAGGGACACUACGUGGUGCUCUGCGGUUACAGGAUGAGCGAGAAGAAACUGCUCUAUCGAAACCCGUCCAAGAGCGAACGGCUGUGCAGUGUGCCAUUCGACGCCUUCGAGAAAGCGCGGAAGCGUUUCGGAACGGACGAGGACGUCAUCUUUGUGCGUAGCAGUCGCGCAGAGCAGUAAGGUAGUUGCGUGCCGGCCAAAAAUCGUUUCGCUCCGGUGGAGCUACGAUUGGUGAUCGUGCAAUUGUUGCUGUCUUUGAUCCAGUUUUUCGUGUUAUUCGAGAGAUGGCGGUAGUGCAUAAGCCAUUUGGUCUACCCUUUGAUAGAGAGCCUACAUUGGAGAGAGGGUCCAUCCCUAACCAUGGGAAGCGUUUGCUGCCGAAGUUUGCACCAAGUGCGCAUGUGGUUUGUUUUCGCGUGGCGACGAGGAAAACAGGCAGAGACGUUUGCAGAUGACCAAAGCUUUCGUCGCCUCCUCUGGAGCAGUUGGAAAAUCUGUAAUACAGGCUCUCUAUCACUUGGUUGGACGUCCUCGAGUCUCUAUUCUCGUGGAACUGAAGUAGCCUGGUUCACAUAUUUGUUUUUAAGUGUGGUUGACCGCAUUGCCACCGCUUACGACAAGACAAUGCACUGGCGUUUUUUGGGUGUGCCACAUUGUGUAGAACUUGGCACUUGCGCUACGCAGGUUGCUUAGACACUGCUUCAUCACUGGUCCUAAUUUCGUGCCUAACGGCGGCAAUUAGUUUUAUGAACGCAUUGAAGCAGAGAGAUCUUUGGUGCAAUGUCAAGCCGUCUGUCAAAGCCUCAGCAGAGGCUCCGAACGGAAAAAUUGCAUGUCUAGGUUACAAAAAAAAAAAAAAAAACUUGUUUUUUUUUUGUGUGUUUUUUUCCAGUUUUGUUGUUUGGGUGGCGGAGACACUGUAGGCUGAGGCUAUGGAGGGGGGGGGGGGGGGGGUAUUCACUGGAUGCCGAAUUUGAGGGGAUGUUUAGAGCGCAUAUUCAGAGCGAGCUCACAUUAAGGGAAUACUUCAACGUAAUUUGAAAUAUUCCCGUUGUGUUCAAAAAUAGGUUGAAUGUAAUCCACAAUAUCCGUAAAAGACAAUCGCACGUUUGUAUUUUGAGCCUGGUGGCUGUAUUUUUCGUUAUAAGGAGCCCACUCUGGCAAGCGCUCAAAGAAAGCCCAGCGGAGACCACGUGAGAUCCAACACUAUCGUGACGUAGGUCGUCUCGGGACGAGCAAAGCUAUGGCGAGGCUGACAUCGAGAGGAUGGCCUAGUCGUUCAAGCCACCGAAGCGGCUGCUUUUGUACGAAUUUUGAGUGACGGGUUAAUCUUCUGUAAUCUUGUAGGGGGACAAUAGCGGCUUCUGCGACACACAAAAGGCCUUCUCGGGAAGAGGGGAGUUCCUCCUUCCCCUCUUCUUUCGUCCUGGCCGGAGGCAAGACAACCUCCGUCACUAGCUGUCAAGGUUCCUAGACGAGCAUUACAAACGAGGAGUUAGCGACAUCCACCAGGUGCUCUUUGCUUAACAUUUAAUUUGUUUUAAAAUUCCUUUUCGAAACUUUUUUAACAAGAUAUUGGUAUGUUCGAUGUGAUACGGCUCUUCUGAACACAUAAAGACCAAAAUAUGAGCGCCGAAAUUUCGUUGUAGUAUCCCUUUAAUAGUCUGCUAAGACUGGCAAUCUUGAUGGUGCGGAACGCACAUUGCUAAAUACUCCCUUUACUCUUGCGCACGCCGAUGGGACUUUUUCUGGUCGAGCGUUCGCCGUGCCGUGUGUCCUCACAUAUUUUACACAGUGGUAUAGACUGGAACGAAUUGCUGUAUUUGAGAGAUGAAAUCUAUGCACUAUCUAUGAGAAAUGACUACUAAUAAUAUUGUCAGAAUUAUAUCCAGCCCAAAGCAAAAGAAUGAUGCAUAAAUAAAUUGGACAUGGCAGGUCAGAAAUGUUCCAGGGCUACUGGAUAAAUGGCACCAGUGUGCUCUCUUGUAAGCGGUUGUAAUGCAGUUAAUUACACUCAAGUGCAAGUGUGUGAACCAGACUUCAAUUAUCUAUUGACUUCUUUCACAGGACGAGUUCUUGCAGCCUAGCCAAGAGGGGAAAAAAAGGAGCUCUUUGAGUAUAACAAGAGAAUAAUGUAGCUAACAUUUACUCUGGAAAAUAUGCAAUGUGUGGACCCAAGUUUUGGGAAAACAUGAUAGGGGACGAGGCAAAACAACAUUUACUGUCUAGAUGGAAAUUUUCAGGUUGUGGUGAUUAUUCCCUAUUGGCCUUUCAUAGGCAGGCCAAAGUUUGUUGCCCUGGAAGGCCAUGCCACUGUUUACAUGGGGCUUCAUAAGCAGAUAUUUGAUGUUAUGUUGUGUGACAAGUCCUCUAGGACAUGAAACAGUGAUGUUAUUGUUCUCAAUGUGGUUAAGAGGAAAGAAAGGACAUUAUCGUUGCCA
Messenger RNA from Ixodes scapularis (black-legged tick), 3123 nucleotides. RefSeq names its product protein GUCD1. Lineage: Eukaryota; Metazoa; Arthropoda; Arachnida; Ixodida; Ixodidae. The coding region runs from base 167 to 862 and encodes 231 amino acids. The transcript has a single exon. The record is from RefSeq and is a predicted model, not a curated record.